Helicoverpa zea (corn earworm) is the source of this 514-nucleotide messenger RNA. RefSeq names its product cuticle protein 63-like (gene CPH18). The record is from RefSeq and is a predicted model, not a curated record. The transcript is spliced from 2 exons. Lineage: Eukaryota; Metazoa; Arthropoda; Insecta; Lepidoptera; Noctuidae. Bases 1 to 417 code for a protein of 138 amino acids.
AUGCGUGGUUCGUCCAUUGUAUUGCUCAACGAAAUCAACAGUAGUAUAAAACGUGACGAUGCCCAGGAGACGGCACAGUCCAUUGGAUUUUUCAGUAUAAUCACUAGUGAGCAGUCACACAACCCAAGCAAAAUGAUCGCCAAAUUCAUUGUUGUUUUUGCCCUCGCCAUCGCCACCGCCAACGCAGGCGUGGUUGCUCCCGCCGCUCUGGUAGCCCCAGCUGUCGCUCCCGCGGCGUACGUGGCUCCCUACGCCAGCUCAUACUCAGCACACGCCGUGAAUCACGCCGUGGCUGCCCCCGUAGUAACAGCUCCCUACGUAGCAGCUGCACCAUACGUCGCCGCCCCUGCCGCUCCCCUCGUCGCCCCCUCAGCACCCUACUUCGCCAGAUACUUAUCCGCCCCAUACAUCCUAUAAACGAAUUUGGUGAUAUCAUUGCCUAGUGACUUGCUCAGAUUAUAUGCUUCCUAGUUAAUUGUAUUAUGUAUUUUUUUGAUAUAUGAAUUUAUACAUA